Molecule: messenger RNA, 824 nt
Organism: Daucus carota subsp. sativus
Lineage: Eukaryota; Viridiplantae; Streptophyta; Magnoliopsida; Apiales; Apiaceae
Product: receptor protein kinase-like protein ZAR1
Exons: 3
Coding region: 44-805 (253 amino acids)
Biological process (GO): protein phosphorylation
Cellular component (GO): membrane
Molecular function (GO): ATP binding; protein kinase activity
Source: RefSeq, a predicted model, not a curated record
UGUGGUGGCUAUUAAUGCUUAAUACGAAUGUAAUAAUGUGUUUAUGUGCAUUUACCUAACAACAGAGCCCAGCGUCCAUGAUCAUUUUUUCUAUAAAGAUGCAGAAAUAUAUGGGCGAUAUGGUCAGCCAUCGUUAAGCCUCUCUUGGGCAACCAGGCUAAGGAUCGCGAAAGGCAUUGCCAGGGGUUUGGCCUACCUCCAUGAAUGCAGUCCAAGAAAAUUUGUCCAUGGGAACAUCAAGCCAUCCAACAUCCUCCUGGACAAUGAAUUCCAGCCUUACAUCUCCGAUUUUGGCCUCAACCGGCUGAUUGAGAUCACUGGAAACAACCCCUCCACUGGUGGCUUAAUUGGCGGAGCUUUUCCCUACAUGAAGUCACUUAAUUCAGAGCAAGCUAACAACUAUCGAGCUCCAGAGGCUCGGAUGAGUAACAAACCCACACAGAAAUGGGAUGUCUACUCUUUUGGAGUUGUCUUGCUUGAACUUCUGACAGGAAAGUCCUCAGAACUUUCAUCUGCAGCUGCAUCCACUUCUGCCGAGGCUCUUAAUCUAGUGAGAUGGGCAAAGAAAGGGUCUGAAGACGAAAACCCACUCACAGAUAUGGUAGAUCCAUUAUUGCUGAAAGAAGUGCAUGCCAAGAAGGAAGUACUGUCAGUAUUUCAUUUAGCUCUUGCAUGUACUGACGAGGAUCCUGAAAUUCGACCAAGGAUGAAGACAGUGUCGGAAACCCUUGAGAAGGUGAGAAGUUCGAUGAGGCAAAAAGUGCAGGAGCAUAAUUGCAUAUGCUUUCUUACAGUCUGUCAGUAAUACUCAGAAUUAUAUGCAC